UAGGAAUUCAUGGAAACUUACUGAAAUUUUAACCUUAUAAAUAGGGCAUUCCAUUCCAUAUAUCAACAACCUCAAGUGAAGAAUAUAACAAAGAGUGAAAAUGGAAGGAAAGGGAGUGUGUUCACAAACUUGGUUUACUAGUGCAAUGAGUCUUACCAAGUCAGGGGCAUCUAACGUGCCCGAUUCUUACAUUCUUCCUUCAUCAGCAAGGCCAAAUGCUACUCUGACCCUCUCCACCACCCUUCCAAUUGUUAACCUUUCCAUGCUGCACCAUCCUUCUCUUAGGUCUCGUGUUGUAAAUGAGAUACGAAGUGCCUGUAAGGAAAUUGGUUUCUUUCAGGUGAUAAACCAUGGAAUCCCUCUUCAUGUGAUGAAAAAUGCUCUAGAUGCUGUGAUGGGCUUCUUCGACCUGCCUCUUGAAGAGAAGAUGCUUCUGAUGUCUGCCAAUGUCCAUGCCCCUGUAAGGUAUGGCACCAGUUUAAAUCAUUCGAGGGAUAAAGUUCAUUUUUGGAGAGACUUCAUCAAGCAUUACUCUCAUCCCAUCUCAGAGUGGAUUCACCUAUGGCCUGCAAAUCCUCCAAGUUACAGGGAGAAAAUGGCUAAGUAUGCAACAGCUGUGCAGAAUUUACAAAAACAACUAAUGAGAGUUGUCUUAGAAAGCUUGGGACUGAACCCUAAUUACUUACAAAAUGAAAUUGAAGAAGGAUCACAAGUGAUGACCAUGAACUGCUAUCCAGCAUGUCCUGAACCACAGCUCACAUUAGGCAUGCCACCACACUCAGACUAUGGAUCAUUAACGAUCUUACUUCAGAGCUGCACUGGUCUACAGAUCAUGGACCAGAAUAAGAAUUGGAUCCCAGUUCCAGUGAUUGAAGGAGCACUACUGGUUCAGUUGGGAGAUCAGGUAGAAGUAAUGAGCAACGGCCAAUAUAAGAGUGUUGUUCACCAAGCAACUGUUAGCCCUCAGAGGAAGCGUUUUUCCAUAGCAAGUCUUCACAGUCUAGCGAUAAACAAGAAAGUUGGGCCAGCACCAGAGCUCGUCGAUGAGAAACACCCGACAUCCUACAAAGAGUUCAGUUUCAGCGAUUUUCUUGAUUAUAUCUCAAAUAAUGAUAUAUUAGAUGGAAGGUUUAUCGAUACACUGAAGAAGAAUCCAUGAAAAGGUGGUGCAGUAGGGUUACCUAUAUCUGUUUAGCAUAUUAUGUUGCAUGCAUGGUUAGAUAAUGACACUACCACUAGGCAAUAUUCCAUGUACUUGGGAAGACACUAAAUAAAAUGAUUUCUCAUGCUUUUCUUUACUUUUGCUCAACAUUACUUGCUGCUUCCUCUAAUUCGACCAUAAAGAUGAUAAAGAAACAACAGCAGAUACGCCCUUCUUGCACGUGAUCAUUGACUCAAAUUCAAACAGGGAAAGUACCAAAAUUAACCA
Molecule: messenger RNA, 1429 nt
Organism: Manihot esculenta (cassava)
Lineage: Eukaryota; Viridiplantae; Streptophyta; Magnoliopsida; Malpighiales; Euphorbiaceae
Product: flavanone 3-dioxygenase 3
Exons: 3
Coding region: 101-1159 (352 amino acids)
Source: RefSeq, a predicted model, not a curated record